Trichophyton benhamiae CBS 112371 is the source of this 1242-nucleotide messenger RNA. RefSeq lists its product as uncharacterized. Lineage: Eukaryota; Fungi; Ascomycota; Eurotiomycetes; Onygenales; Arthrodermataceae. Gene Ontology annotation, cellular component: membrane. The coding region runs from base 1 to 1242 and encodes 413 amino acids. Gene Ontology annotation, biological process: transmembrane transport; monoatomic cation transport. The record is from RefSeq and is a predicted model, not a curated record. The transcript is spliced from 2 exons. Gene Ontology annotation, molecular function: monoatomic cation transmembrane transporter activity.
AUGGGCGGCCAGACCAGAUCUCACGGGCAUAGCCAUGGCCACGGCCACGGCCACGGUCAUGGUCAUCACCACCACCACCACCACGAUACCACAUAUCUGACCUCGAAGAACAAGCAGGAUCCCGGCGUCCGCAUCACCAGAAUCGGCCUGCUCGCCAACCUGGCCAUGGCCGUCGGCAAGGGCGUCGGAGGCUACGUCUUCCACUCGCAGGCCCUGAUUGCAGACGCCUACCAUGCCCUCGCGGACCUGGUGUCGGACUUCAUGACGCUGGGCACCGUCUCCUGGUCGAACAAGCCGCCCUCGGCUCGCUUCCCGCUGGGCUACGGCAAGAUCGAGACCCUGGGCUCCCUGGGCGUCAGCGGCCUGCUGCUCGUCGGCGGCGUGCUGAUGGGCCUCAAUGCCGCCGAAGUCAUCCUCACCCAGUUCUUCCCGGACCUGGCAGAGGCGGCGGCUCAUAUGGGCCUGCUCGGCCACGGCCACGGCCACUCCCACGGCCACUCACACUCGCAUUUCCCUUCCGACCAGGCCUACGGGCCCAAUAUCAACGCUGCCUGGCUUGCUGCGGGCUCAAUUGUCGUCAAGGAGUGGCUCUACCACGCCACUAUGAAAAUUGCAAAGGAGAGAAAGUCCUCCGUCCUUGCAUCCAACGCCGUCCAUCACCGUGUCGACUCUCUCACUAGCAUCGUCGCCCUGGUGACCAUCGGCGGCGCCCAUGUCUUCUCUGACGCUACCUGGCUGGACCCGGUGGGCGGUCUCCUCAUCUCCAUCAUGAUCAUCAAGGCCGGGCUCGGAAACACCAAGGCCACUCUCUUAGAACUCGCAGACGCAGGCGUCGAGGAGAGCAUGGUCGACUCCGUGCGCAAGUACGCCGCCCGAGCCAUCGCUGCUCUUCCACACGGCGCCGAGGUCGAGCUGCGCAACAUCCAGGGCGUCAAGUCGGGCCCCAACUACCUGAUGGAAGUCGACCUUGCUGUCCCCGGCUCGUGGUCGGUUGCUCGGACCCGCGAGGUCGAGCGGGCCAUCCGCGAACGGGUAGGAGCUCGCGUGAGAGGUGUUAAGCGGCUACGGGUUCGCUUCACUCUCGAUACAGAGAAGGAGCUGGACUUUGCGGAGGAGUUCAUUGCCCCGGACCUCAGUCCUCGUAGCAGCCCCGAGCCCGAGCCUGAGACCAAUGGCAACGGCUCUAUUUCAUCGGGCUCGCAGUCAGAGCCACAAGUUAAUGGCACUCGCAGACGGCAUUAG